This is a messenger RNA of Mizuhopecten yessoensis (Yesso scallop), 3634 nucleotides long. RefSeq names its product membrane progestin receptor beta-like. The record is from RefSeq and is a predicted model, not a curated record. Bases 327 to 1334 code for a protein of 335 amino acids. Lineage: Eukaryota; Metazoa; Mollusca; Bivalvia; Pectinida; Pectinidae. Gene Ontology annotation, cellular component: membrane. The transcript is spliced from 2 exons. Gene Ontology annotation, molecular function: signaling receptor activity.
AUACGAUUAAGAUCACACACGUAAACACACGUGUGUGAAAUCACAUUUUCACUGACAGGGCUGGUAAAUGUUCGAUGCUUCUCAUUUUUCUUGCCAAGUUGCCCGGGGCCAUCUUUUACGAGAGUGACUCGUCACAAUCGAUACAAGCCCGUGGUUCUUCAAAUACAGCAGACGCAGUCUAGGAGAGCGGCAGAGCAGACGAUACCACUGCACAAAAUGGAGACGGAGGCACCAUUCAUCGACAGUUCGUAUCAUAACUAAGUCUAUUUUACAAUACACACGUCACGUGAAACAGACGAUCCACUACUACAGGCUGACCAAUCAGGAUGGCAAUGCUGACCAACGCCUUGUCCUGGGUACGCUCACUUCAGCUUCGACACUUUACUCACCAAGAGGAGGUGCCGGAGAAGUACCGGGAAGAUGGCAUCCUUACUGGAUACAGACUGGCCCAUCAGCCAUGGCGUUACUACAUCGGCAGUCUGUUUCAGAUCCAUAAUGAAACCCUGAAUAUAUGGACUCAUUUGAUUGGCAUGUUCGUCAUUUGGUACGCUCUCGGACAGUACUUCCUGAUCUACGAUUGGUGGACUGAUAAAGACUCUUGGCCAAUUCUGACUUUUGGCAUAUGUGCUAGUUUGACACAUUUUUUGAGUUCGUUGGCUCAUUUACUGCAUUCGAAAAAUCUAUAUGUUCAUCAUUUGGUUUUCAUGGUAGAUUUUAUAGGAGUAGUUUUAUUUGCAUUCGGGACAGGGAUUUUGGCGAUGUACUCGUGUUCAGACAAGGAAAUGUACUCUAUUCUGAGGCCAUUUUACCUACAUCUUCUUGCCUUUUCAACAUGGUUUAAUCAUGCAUUUUUCUGUUUUGCACUACUGUGUUUCAGCGGUGGACCGGCAGUAAGAAAACGGCGAGCACUGCAAGUGUCAGCGCUCCUUGUGGAAGUAUUGCUGAUAUUUGUACCGUUCUUCCCGCGCUAUAUCAAGUGUUUUACAGACCCAGACUGUUCUCUUCACUCUCUUGAUCACAUAACGAUUACAUUCCCAGCCUUCUUGGCGCAGGCGUUUUUCUUUUUGUCGCAAAUCCCAGAGAGGAUUUUCCCUGGAAAGUUCGACAUUGUCGGCCACAGUCACCAAAUUUUCCAUAUUUGUGCUACUAUCGCACAACUCCUGCAGAUGCGAGCCGUCCACCAGGACAUACAAAAUGGGGUCUCCAGUCACGCGGAACCCGACCUGUCGACCAUGCUCAUCGUACUGGCGAUACUUAUAAGUUGUUCCAUAGGAAGCAUCUGUUUUCUACAGAAAUACAUUCCGUGUACUCUUAAAAAGACAAAAACAAAAUGAACACUUAACCCUUUCAUCCUUUUGUAACUUUAAUGAACUCUACCAUGCAUUGAUCUGGAAAAGUCCAUUAUGGUUUACAGUGGUUAAAUGGUUAACAGUAGAAGUAUAGCCUAUCUUGUUAUCGUCAGUAGAAUAUAUACCAGUAUUGGUUAUAUAUUUUUCGAUUAUGAUAUCAAAGUGUUUCGAUAUUAAUCCGCUAUAUUAAAACAAAAAUAUGAUGCUUUCUUAGACUUGUUGCGAGUACUCUCAAUUUUGAAAUAAUGUACGUUGUUUGUUCAUUGUGUUUGUGGAAUCGUGUUGUGGUAUAGAGCUAUUGUAUAUCAAACUCUUACUGAAGGUUUCAGCGAGAUCCUUUUCCACAUUAACGACAAUUUGACAUUUAAGUUUUUCAGCGGACAUUUCUAUUCCACGCGGUAAAUGUGUUCCACUUGAAUUUUUGAAAAUCUGUGUGUCGGUUCACUGGUCGGAAUAUUCAUAUUGUGAAAGAUAACCUUUUCUAUUAGGAUAACUACUUACAUCGGCAAUCAUUGGAAGGACUUCAAUGUAAAUCUCCUAGAAAUUAAUGUAUUUAAAAAAAAAUAAAAAAUACUCGGUCAUAUCCAAAAUCUAUUAUUCAUCUUUUUUGUAUUCUAUCGCUAAUGAACUGUAUACAUUAUAGCGUUUGUGUGUUAUAUAUAAAUGUAAACCCUUUGACAUUAUUUUAUUCCUUCUUGCCAUUUAUACAUAUUAAUUUAUUAUUGAUAUUGAUAGCAUUUCAAUACUUAUUUAACUGAUUUUCCUCCUCAGUUAUAAGGCCUAAGCUAUCGAUCACACCAUUGCUUCUCAAUCAUACAAGUCAUUAAUUUAAUCAAAACAGGUGUUCCACCUUGCCAAUUUAUCUAUGUUUAUGAAUUUAUUUACAUGUUUAUGCAUUUAUUUAUUUACAAUGGUUUUUUUUUAAAUGAACGUUCUUUCGCUUUUAAAUAACUAAUCAUAGAAUCAGUUGUUUCUUCUUGCCAUUUGGCUUUAAUGUAAAUGUUUUUACAAAUGUAUGAUAUAAAAGUUGUUGUUUUUUUUUUUUUUUUUUUUUUUAAAGUUUGCCCUUUCUUAAUUCUUCACCACUCAAAUGAAAUCACUCCAAUCCAAUCUUAACCACUUGCGCAUGGGUAGUGGCAAGUUUACAGUGUACGUCAGCACUCUAUCUCGAUGUGUUUCAUUGACUUCUGAUUGUAAACCUUUCAACGGGUUGUGUCUCAUUCACGAUGCUCUGAAUUUCGUUCAAGCCAACUGAUAGCGGCUCUAGACAAACUGUUAUUGGGUAUCAGUGAUGUGUGACGAUGAAAUAUGGCAAACACAUGUGUUUUAUUUAGACCUAUUAUUAUCAGGUUGUCGUAUGCACCUGAUACUUACUAUACUCGGGAUACACAGCGAUAUAUAUAUAUAUACUCUGAAUGUCAGAUGAAGUUUAAGAUAAACCUUUUAAAACAUAAAGCACAACUAAACCAGAGUAGUCUUACAGGCGAAAACAGAAAAUGUUACCAUCCAAUGAUUUAUAUGUUAAGGCCCCCAUAUAAUGCGGCCCUCAGAGUGAUAAAUGUAGUCUAUCACCAUGCCAACAAAAUUAGAAAUAAAAGAGUUCUGUUCUCGAUGAACAUACGUUUUCUACAUCCUUAUAACGUAUCAUGACAAAACUGAAGGCUCAGUAUGGGUGGACAUUACGAGACAACUAGUCUGGAAAAUGUUAAAAAAAAUCCUUCACAACUGUGGUCUUUGUGAUACAAGAUAGAAGAAAUCGCGCGGUAGCAUAACGGCAAAAUUGAUCGCCUUUGAUUUUGGUAUCGCCCCUCUGUAAUCUUCAAAGGGCAGGCUGGUGAAGUUAUUUUUAUGGCUAACUGUUUACUUUUAUUUUGUCAUGACAUAUUCCCGGGGUGCAGAGAAGGUUUAUAUCGAUAGCGAAACCUUUGGAUUUCGGGGAGAAACUUGCAAACUAGUCGGAAAUAAUAAACUCAAUCGCAUUACUCAACAUGUGGCCAAUUUUUCUUUUUACUCUUACAGUUCCAACCGAUUCAUCAAUUUCUAUGUGUCAAAUGCGAAAUUCGUGAAAACUGUUGAGAAUAUAAACAAAUAAGAGGUUUGCAGGGUACCCAGCAACCACUAGCUCAUGUACACCACAAAACUGGUUUGCCCAAACCAGACAUCCAUCAGUCAAAGUGUCCAAGUCUUGUGACUACAAACGUCUUCUCAUUGUUUAUCGGAUUAGGUUUAGAUGGUGUGUUUGUGUAAAUUACUACAUUGUGUAUCAAAUAAACUGUUUACUCUGG